CGUGCAACUCGUCUUGGUUGGCAGCGAUGGAGAAUGUGCUCAAAGACAUGACGUCGGCCGGUCCCGCGACGGCAGAAACAGUGGCACAGCAUGAGACGAGCAACGAGAUGCUUGUGCAUUCCUUGAACAAAUGCAAGUAGUGCGACGCAUGCUCCUUCGUCCCUGACGUGGUUGUGUGUGCUGACUUGUGCGCCAUGGCGUCGACACCAUUGUAGGCUCCAAGGUGACGUUCCUCGUACAAGCCAUGGAGAAGAUGGGGUGCAAGGUGAAAGACCUUCCAGACUUCUUCUCGAGCGAACAUUGCGAAGGCAACAUUAAUGGUGGGUUCAAACUGAACGAAGAUGGGCAACCUGGCGUCGUGCUGUGCCAGAACCACAUCAAAGAUCAAGAGUGGAUGGAUCGCACAUUGGCCCACGAGCUCAUCCACGCGUACGAUCACUGCCGUGCGCAAGUUGAUUGGAAAACCGACUGCGAUGCGCAUGCGUGCAGCGAGAUCCGCGCCGCGGCGCUCAGUGGAGACUGCGACUGGCACCUCGAAGUCUUUCGUGGCCAUUUCAACAUUGCCAAGCAGCAUCAGGUGUGCGUACGGCGGCGGGCCGAGCUCUCGCUCAAGUACAAUCCCAUGUGCACCGGGAAGGAAACGUCAUGCGUGGACAAAGUAUUCGAGACGUGCUACAAGGACCACUUUCCCUUUUCCGACAUUCCCAAGUAGGGCUCUAGCGUCGACAGCACGCUGGUCUAGCAUCACAUUAAGUUGAACGACAGACGGCAAUGCGCAGGACUCAGUAGCGGUGCUUCCGCCAGCGCGCAAACAACUUGAGGUAGUUGCCCCGAAAGAGCUGCGACAAAAUGCACGUCGAGAACCA
Aphanomyces invadans is the source of this 866-nucleotide messenger RNA. RefSeq lists its product as hypothetical. The transcript has 2 exons. Gene Ontology annotation, biological process: mitochondrial proton-transporting ATP synthase complex assembly; mitochondrial protein processing. Gene Ontology annotation, molecular function: metalloendopeptidase activity. NCBI's taxonomy places the organism in Eukaryota, Oomycota, Saprolegniomycetes, Saprolegniales, Verrucalvaceae. Bases 245 to 712 code for a protein of 155 amino acids. The record is from RefSeq and is a predicted model, not a curated record. Gene Ontology annotation, cellular component: extrinsic component of mitochondrial inner membrane.